This is a messenger RNA of Lutra lutra (Eurasian river otter), 1409 nucleotides long. Its product is annotated as F-box only protein 8. Gene Ontology annotation, biological process: regulation of ARF protein signal transduction. Gene Ontology annotation, molecular function: protein binding; guanyl-nucleotide exchange factor activity. The record is from RefSeq and is a predicted model, not a curated record. The transcript has a single exon. The coding region runs from base 7 to 966 and encodes 319 amino acids. NCBI's taxonomy places the organism in Eukaryota, Metazoa, Chordata, Mammalia, Carnivora, Mustelidae.
UUGCAGAUGGGUCAGGGGCUGUGGAGAGUGGCCAGAAACCAGCAGCUACAGCAAGAAGGUUAUAGUGAGCAAGGCUACCUCAGCAGAGAGCAGAGCAGGAGGAUGGCUGCCAACAACAUUUCUAACACCAGUCAUCGUAAACAAGUCCAAGGAGGCAUUGAUAUAUAUCAUCUUUUGAAGGCACGGAAAUCUAAAGAACAGGAAGGAUUCAUUAAUUUGGAAAUGUUGCCCCCUGAGUUAAGCUUUACCAUCUUGUCCUACCUGAACGCAACUGACCUCUGCUUAGCUUCAUGUGUUUGGCAGGACCUUGCGAACGAUGAACUUCUCUGGCAAGGGUUGUGUAAAUCCACUUGGGGUCACUGUUCCAUAUAUAAUAAGAACCCACCUCUAGGAUUUUCUUUCAGAAAAUUGUAUAUGCAGCUGGAUGAAGGCAGCCUUACCUUUAAUGCUAACCCAGAGGAGGGAGUGAACUACUUUAUGUCCAAGGGUAUCCUAGAUGAUUCACCAAAGGAAAUAGCAAAGUUUAUCUUCUGUACAAGAACACUAAAUUGGAAAAAACUGAGAAUCUAUCUUGAUGAAAGGAGAGAUGUCUUGGAUGACCUUGUAACGUUGCAUAAUUUUAGAAAUCAAUUUUUGCCUAAUGCACUGAGAGAAUUUUUUCGUCAUAUCCAUGCCCCUGAAGAGCGUGGGGAGUAUCUUGAAACUCUCAUAACAAAGUUCUCACAUAGAUUCUGUGCUUGUAACCCUGAUUUAAUGCGAGAACUUGGCCUUAGUCCUGAUGCUGUCUAUGUACUGUGCUACUCUUUGAUUCUACUUUCCAUUGACCUCACUAGCCCUCAUGUGAAGAAUAAAAUGUCAAAAAGAGAAUUUAUUCGAAAUACCCGUCGUGCUGCUCAAAACAUUAGUGAAGAUUUUGUAGGGCACCUUUAUGACAACAUCUACCUUAUUGGCCAUGUGGCUGCAUAAAAGCACAAUUGCUAGGACUUCAACUAUUAACUUCAAACUAAAGUUACCCAAGGACUUAUUUAGCAGAUAUGGGGGUUACAUUAGUGCUGGUCAUUCUAGCCUCUGUAUACAAUCAAGCUCGAGUGUACACCUUUUUUUUCCCUUUUACUAUUUUCUUUUUUAGUAAUUUCCUUGGGGAACUAAAGAAUUUUGCAGAAUUUUUCUUAAUUUUGCUUAUCAUGUUUUGCACAAAGCAGAGCCAUUGUCUGACACAGCUAUUUAAGAAUGUUCAACUGACAUUAUACUCUAAAAGAUGGUAUAUUUGUGCAUUAGAUUUGCUUGAAAAACUACUCAUUUUCAUUCUUUUUUAAAAUACCAUGUAAUGUGUACAUAUUUAACUGAAGAGAUUUAUAAUCAUAAUUAUUUUAUUGUAAAGAUUUUAACUAAAGCCCUUCCUUUUCCUC